Acytostelium subglobosum LB1 is the source of this 1410-nucleotide messenger RNA. RefSeq lists its product as hypothetical. NCBI's taxonomy places the organism in Eukaryota, Evosea, Eumycetozoa, Acytosteliales, Acytosteliaceae. The annotation marks the transcript as partial. Gene Ontology annotation, molecular function: sphingomyelin phosphodiesterase activity. The transcript has a single exon. Gene Ontology annotation, biological process: sphingomyelin catabolic process. The record is from RefSeq and is a predicted model, not a curated record.
AACAACUCCAACAACAAAGAGAUAUGUUACAAGCUUGACAUCUGUAGCCAUGACCCUAAUGAUGUGACAGUGAACAAGAUGGCAAAGUCUAAUGAGAUGGCACAGGGUGCUUUGGACAAGGUUAAGGCUCGUCUCCAGAAGAAGCCAGUGGUCUUGAAUAAUCCAACAACACCAAGAUCAAAGACUGGAUUCUCAGGCACAAGCUAUAUCUUGCAGCUGGCCGACAUCCAUAUGGACCCUUUGUACGCGGUGGGCUCCGAGCCACACUGUGGCGAGCCUCAAUGCUGUCGCAAUGGAACUGGCGCGGCUGGCUUCUGGGGUGAUCACAUGUGCGACAUCCCAAUCUGGACGGUCAAGCAGAUCCUCAGCCAGAUCGUCGAGAUCAACAAGACGAUGCCCAUCAGCAUGGUCAUCUGGUCGGGUGACAACUCGCCCCACGACGUAUGGAUGAUGGAUGAACAGACCCAGGUCACUGCCAUCCAGGUCAUGUCGGAGAUGAUACACGAGUACUUCCCCAACACUAUCGUAAUGCCAUCGUGUGGCAAUCACGAGUCCUAUCCAAUGGACGAGUUCCUGCUGCCCCAGCAACAAUGGCUCUUGGACACGCUGGCCGAUUCAUGGCAGCCAUUCCUCACAUCCGAGGAGGUGGCCACGGUCAAGAAGGCGGGUUACUUCACCUCGGUCCUCCAGCCAGGUCUUCGCGUCAUCUCCCUUUUCACGUUCGACGCCGACAUACUCAACUUUUACAACUUGCUCCGUCACUCCAACCUCAACAUCCGCGACAACCAAACCGAUUGGUUCAUCAACACACUGGAGCAGGCCGAGUCGCACAACGAGAAGGUGUGGGUCGUCGGCCACAUCCCGUGCACAUUCUACCCGCUGCCCACCAACCAUUGGUGCCGCAUCUAUGAGGCCAUCUUCGAGCGCUUCAGCGAAGUGAUCGUGGGCCAGUUCUACGGCCACACGCACUUUGACCAGCUGGUGGUCUUCACAGAAACGGCCACGCACAGCAUGCCCACCGGCACCAACUACGUCGCGCCAAGCAUGACCACGUACGUCGGCCACGACCCUGCCAUCCGUCUGUAUGAGUUCAACUACGACACGAAGCAAAUCACCAACUGGUAUCAAUAUCGCACCAACAUCACCGAGGCCAACAUCACUGGCAAUCUAACAAUGUCGUUGGCAUACACGCCAUUGGAGCUGUACCAGAUGCCUGACCUGUCCAACGAGUCCUGGUUCAACCUUACGCAACGCUUCCUUCACAAUGACACUCUGUUGGACGAUUACUACUUCCAACUGCGCAGUGGACCACACACCACCUGGAUGGAGCAAUGUGAUUCAGUAUGCCGUCGUCUAUGGUAUUGUGAGAUACUUGGAGUCACCACCGACCUUCUCAAGGAGUGUGCAGAU